CUGACUCCACCUACAGCCAACAGCACGCGGACCUAGAAGUACGGUAUGCUGAAUGGGUCAGUCGCAUUCUUUAUUGAGAGUGUUCGAAUCGAGCGAAGAGAAAAGCUGCUCAGCACGUUCCGCAGCAGAUCGAAUGCGAACACGGCGGAGUUUAGACCUGGAGCAAGGAGGGUACUGGUUUGACAGGGACAGAAAAAGUAAGUUGUCGAGGCUUUCACAUAAUCGACCAAACUCAGAACCGAACGUGACGUUAUUUAGCGGCAGGGCUUUGGAAGUAACUUUAAAGCAACUCUUACGAAACUACCAGGCUGGUCAGGGAAUCGACGCCGACGAAAGCCCAUCCGGUAAUAAUGUGCUCACUCGGAUUAUUGGAGAGUCGGCUCUAACCACACGAGCUGAAAAAAACUUAGAUGCGCCCGGUUCUGGCACAUCGUUUAACGGGCUCGCUUGCUCUGACCCCUUACACUUUCAAUGUGUCAAUUCAAAAACAACGGGAAAGGACAAUGAUUGGAAUGUCUCACGCUGGACCAUGGAAAAAAAGUUUGGAGAGAACUUUGACAGAGGUGCAGCUAAGAGCAGGACCCAGUCGGAUGUCGCGUUACCGGUCAGAUCAGUCCCGUUUACAGCGACAAAUGAGAAGCAGCCCUCGUCAGAUUUGACUUUACUACUAGAAGACCCUAUUAAUUCUUAUGCUGAUAACAGCUUUCCUCUUGUAAGUACUAAAAUGACAAAAACUCCGAACACGAACGUGACUUCUCCCAAAUCGACGUGUCUGAGCGAACGAAACACCAGUUGUAUAAGGCCUACGGAGAGCCGCAACCAGGAAUGUUCUCGUUCUCAAGACUCGCUAGAAUGUCCUAUUCAGAGUAGUUCGUCAGUCAGUUACCCAGGAACCAUUCCUCGACUUGUCAUCACCCCAAGUCCUGGUCCUGGACCACAAACUAGUGCCAUAGGAGUCGGCAGAGAAUCUCUUGAUCAACAUCCAGAUGAGGAGUCACCCUGCUCGGACAGUGGAUGUGGAGGCUCCCCUGUCCCAUCACUGUCUCUCCGAAAACUCUCAAGUUCUUCCUCUACGUGCCUGUCUUCUGCUUCAUCUUUUGAGGAAUCCGAGGACGACCUCACUGGCAGUGACCUCGAACCGAACAGUCUCUCUCCAAGUUCAUACAACAUGUUGGGCAGCCCAGACGAUGUUACAGGAACAAAGUCGUGGAGGAAGCUGAAGACGAUGGUCCACUGGUCGCCAUUUGUGGUGUCCUUCAAGAAGCGCUAUCCCUGGGUACAGCUCACUGGACAUGCAGGUAGUUUCCAGGCAGGGGAGUAUGGGAAGCUGCUGAAGAAGUACUGUGAGUGCGAGCAGCUGUGUCUGCAGGAGCUGAUGGGGGAUGUACUGCGGCCGUUCGUACCCGGCUACUACGGGGUGGUGCAGCAGGAUGAGCAGGACUACAACCUGAUGGAUGACCUGCUAGCCGACUUCGACUCGCCCUCCAUCAUGGACUGCAAGAUGGGCAGCCGCACGUACCUGGAGGAGGAGCUGGUGAAGGCGCGCGAGCGGCCGCGGCUUAGGAAGGACAUUAAUGUAUGUUUAUACUGUGGCUGCAGUGUAACAUUUAAUGUGGUUAUGCUAUGGUUAAAAAUAAUCUUGCUGUGUUUUUGUGUGGGACAGAAGGCAGAUGGGACGUGCAACACCAACUUCAAAAAGACCAAAGACCAAGAGCAGGUGAUGAAGGCUCUAGAGGACUUUGUGGAUGGGAACAUGCAGAUUCUGAGAACGUAUCUCCAGAGACUGGAGGAGCUGCGCUCAGUGUUGGAGACGUCAGAAUUCUUCAGGACCCAUGAGGUGGUGGGCAGCUCCCUGCUGUUUGUGCAUGACUCCUCUGGGCAGGCGCGCGUGUGGAUGAUCGACUUCGGCAAGACCGUGCCGCUGCCCCCCGCCACUACUCUGGACCACCGCACGCCUUGGCAGGAAGGCAACCGCGAGGACGGCUACAUGUGGGGCCUGGACAACCUCAUCCACAUCUUCAGUGCCAUGCUGCCCAGCUCUGCCUCCAAACCCUGAGGCCUCCACCCCCCCCCCCCCCCCACCACCACCACCGCCACCACCUCCUCCCACCGCCACCACCUCCUCAGCCAAGGCAGGCUGGUUAGAAAUCCUAAUCUCCCAGCUGGAUCAACAGCAACAGGCAUUACACUGUGGACACUCAAGGGGAGGCAAAUAAGAAGAAACCAUGGUAGAGAUGAAAAGAGGGGGGGGGGGGGGGGGGGAUAUGCUUGACCGCUUGUGCCUUACUCCUGGGAACAUCCUUACACACACUGCCUAUUAACUGUUUGACACCUAUUUUGGACAUGUAGGUUGACACUCGCCCUCCCACUGCCUUCUACAGACACUUUGUGGUGGUUCUCACCAGCACUGCUCUCUGGUAGUCUGCCCUCUGGUGGGGUGAAGAGAGAACACACUUAAAUGCUCUGGCUGCCUUAGAGGCAACACAAACAGAAGUGACCUUAAGGAGAAGAUGGACAACCGGAAGAGAGAACCUUUUGUUAUGUAGAGACUCAACCUCUUUUACUUUUUUAUAUUACAGCCGAAUACGCUACAACACUAGUGCACACUGGAUCUUUUCUGGUGUAUUUUUUUAAUGUAUAUAAUUGUAUAUUUAAUUUUACUCUGCUUAAGAGCAUAUCCUUUUUUAGAUGAGAUUCUGCAUGAAGAAGAAUUUUCAAGCAGUUUUACACUAUUGCUGUGGUUUCUCAAGUCUUUCCAAAACUCAAGUGUGAAUCUGAGCUCUGUGUAACUAAGAGAAGUACCAGGCCUUUACUGGAAGAGGAACCCCUCAGAUGAGGUCUUUUCAACUUACUGGUGUGGCACAGUCUAGCUGUUUAGGUGGGCGUUUACUUUCAGCAGCACUGGAGGUAACCAGGAAGUUACAGCCAGGUACUAGUGUGUCUGUUGGGAUAGACCGUGUGAAAGAAGCACCACUGUUCAAGAAGAUGAUAUCAGUGCUAGAGAGCUUGCUGCCUUAAUCAUGGCUCAUAAAUACCUCAGUUAUAAGCCUACUAUGUUAGAUGCUGAUUUGAUUUCUCAGUAGCCUUAGCAGAUAGCCCUUCAGUCUUCUUGAAGCGUUUGAUAGAGGUGAAAACUGGCUCAGGUGAAAAUGUCAGCUCUGAGGAUCAGAAUGUAUUGACCCAGAACUAAAUCUAAGCUACAGGACAAGAUGGAACAAAACCUCAAUCUACUAAACAGGGAUCAUCUGCCAUUUUAGAAGCCUUAGAACAAAUUUAAUUAGGGUCUUACAGCAGUGUAGACUCCUUGGGAGAGUGGUAGUUUGUGGGUAUCAUAUUUAACUGUACAGGCUACGUUAGGAAACAUUAUUGGUUGAACUACCAUCUAGGUUUGCAUAUUAUGAGCACUCAUUGAAUAGUUUUCUGGUUAUUGGUGGAUGUUCUACUAGGCUAAAGUAAUUACCCUCUUAACGUGACAUUCUUUUAUUUAUUCAGCUAUGCAGUGGUCUUACAGGCUCAAGUCUGGCAUAGAACUCAAGUCUCACUAAAACGGCACUAUUAACUUUAAAACUGGAAUGAACUUCUUUUGGCUGCAAGUGAAAUAUCUGUAUAUGGAAACAGUGGUCCUCCAAAACUGCAGAGUCAUUUAUAGACUGGACUGUUUUUUCUAAUUUUUCUUUAAUGUGCCAUGAUGCUGGGUAUGUUUUCAGUGCAGUUUGAUAUAUGUGCACUGGCUCUAUGGGAUCUAUUCACAGUUCACACAGUCCUUCAUUUGUUUUGCUGUCACGGCAGUCGUGGAACACCACUAAGACAUUUACGGAUCAAUUUUUUUUUAAUGGGACAUGACGACCUUCUGCAUGCUUGGCAGGGACAGAAGUUUGAAUAUGCUUUAGAUAUUAACAAAAAUGUGUACCCCUCACACAGAGUUGAAAGAUGUAUUGCAUAGCCAGCUCCAAGUCUUUUCAGAACUCCGUAUGGAUUUUCUUUUUUUUGCAUUAGUUGGUCUGUCAUGCAGCAUUCCAAUACUUGAAGAUUGCCAUUAACAGUCCUUAAACCAAGUCAAAGGAAUCCUUUUUCAUUUUACCAUUUCUGUGCUUUGUACUUCUGUUCUCUUUUCCUCUGGAGCUGAUGAUGUAUUGUUUACAAAUGAUGCUAAGUAUUAUAUUUCUUAUGUAUCUUUACUGGUCGUAAUUGCAAUAAGUUGAUUGUAUAUUUUCUAUCAGAAACUAACCACAGACCUAUGCUUUCUUUUUGACAUUCCUGAAUAUUUUGGUGCAAGUUUAGAGGCUGGUGGUUGGCUGUAUCGAGAUGAUUUGCACAAGUCUCAGUUAAGAGCAUACUGAGCCUGGUUCUACUAUCUCUGACUGCCAAUGCAAUAAACUGGAACCAUAAGCUUUGCGUGGAUUUCAGUUCAUUCUAAUACCACAAUACAGGCACUGGUUGCCCUUCAGGAAUUCAGACACAUAAUUAUUGCUUUUUUGUCUCUCACAAUUCUUCUGAAAUAUUUGGACUGCCAUCUAGUGUGGCAACUAAGUUAUCAUUUGUUAUAUGGUGGUUGCCACCAGUCUUGUUAUACAUGUAGGUGCAGAAAUCUGAUUUAUGGCAUAUGCUGUUUAGUGAUAUGUACUAAAAGACAUCCAUUUAUGGAGAUACGAUUGUCAAAGGUGGGACUUUGUAGGCAUAUUUCCUUGUAUUUUGAAAACCAGAUGGACUUGGAUUCCAACUUUUGUUACUAAUUUAGUCCAUCACAUGAAUAAAAUGCCAUUAAUGUAAUAAAACAUCAGGAGUUAA
Molecule: messenger RNA, 4788 nt
Organism: Alosa sapidissima (American shad)
Lineage: Eukaryota; Metazoa; Chordata; Actinopteri; Clupeiformes; Clupeidae
Gene: itpkcb
Product: inositol-trisphosphate 3-kinase Cb
Biological process (GO): inositol phosphate biosynthetic process
Cellular component (GO): cytoplasm; nucleus
Molecular function (GO): inositol tetrakisphosphate kinase activity; inositol-1,4,5-trisphosphate 3-kinase activity
Source: RefSeq, a predicted model, not a curated record